AAUAGUAUCGUGACAGACAAAAGAGUGACAGCACACUGGGAAUUUGUGUAAAGGGAAGACAGAAUAAAAUAAAGGAAAACGCAAAAAGAGCCUACAGAAAACCCAAAUAUUGCUAGUUUGACAGUCCAGAGAGGACUCCUGAAAAUGGGAACCACCCUCUGGCUGCUGUGUAUAUGUGUGGCUCAGGUCUGGUGCCAAUCAACUACUGAAACAAUUGCAACCUCCUCAACUGCUACACCAACAACCAGGUUACCACGACCUCCUGAUGUUAAUGAUGUCACUGUAAAAGAGCGCAGUGAGACUACAUUAAGGCUGCAGUGGAACCCAGUGCCCAGUGAAACUGCAUACAAUUAUACACUGCAAUACAGCAAUGGAACUAAGAUAGAUGACAUAACUGGAUCAGCAGGUGGACCAGUGACAUAUACUGUUAGAAAUCUAAUUGCUGGGACUGAGUAUAGCUUCACUCUUUUCACUGUGCUUCAGCAUGUUGACAGCUCUGGACAUAAUUUUUCAGCUACCACAAGACCUUCCGAUGUUAAUGAUGUCACUGUAAAAGAGUGCAGUGAGACUACAUUAAGGCUACAGUGGAACCCAGUGUCCAGUGAAACUGCAUACAAUUACACACUGCAAUACAGCAAUGGAACUAAAAUAGAUGACAUAACUGGAUCAGCAGGUGGACCACUGACAUAUACUGUUAGAAAUCUAACUGCUGGGACUGAGUAUAGCUUCACUCUUUUCACUGUGUUUCAGCAUGUUAACAGCUCUGGACAUAAUUUUUCAGCUCCCACAAGACCUUCCGAUGUUAAUGAUGUCACUGUAAAAGAGCGCAGUGAGACUACAUUAAGGCUGCAGUGGAACCCAGUGUCCAGUGAAACUGCAUACAAUUACACACUGCAAUACAGCAAUGGAACUAAGAUAGAUGACAUAACUGGAUCAGCAGGUGGACCAGUGACAUAUACUGUUAGAAAUCUAACUGCUGGGACUGAGUAUAGCUUCACUCUUUUCACUGUGUUUCAGCAUGUUAACAGCUCUGGACAACACUUCUCAAAUGUCACAAGGCCUCUCAGUGUUAUUGAUGUCACUGUAAAAGAGCGCAGUGAGACUACAUUAAGGCUGCAGUGGAACCCAGUGUCCAGUGAAACUGCAUACAAUUACACACUGCAAUUCAGCAAUGGAACUAAAAUAGAUGACAUAACUGGAUCAGCAGGUGGACCAGUGACAUAUGCUGUUAUGAAUCUAACUCUGGGGACUGUGUAUAACUUCACUCUCAUUACUGUGUUUGAGCAAGUGAAAAGCAUGGGUCACAGUUUCUCAGCUGUCACAACCAUCCACUGUUCAGAGUGGAUUAUCACCAAUAGAUCAUUUGAGGCUGAAAUCACUGGAAGGUUUUCCAGUGCAAAUGCGACCAAUGGAAACACAUCAGUGAAUGGCAGAGUGGAAAACAGCAAGGUGUCCUUCACUGGCCUGUAUCCUGGCAGCACCUUCAAUGUGUCUCUCUUUUUUCUUUUAAACUCAGUAUCCUUAAAACAAUGUGAGCAUACUUUGACACUAGUUCCUCCCCAGGUGACUGGCUUACAUUGUGGCUAUAUGUCAGGAGGCUAUGCAUUCUCUCUGUCUUGGAACCCACCACAGGGUGUGUGGACACAAGUGGAGGUGGAGAUUUCAGGACAAAGCCCUCGUAAUGUGACGGGGACAAAGACGGACAUAGUGAUUAAGCAUGUAAAACCAGCCCAGACAUAUCAUAUAACUGCGACAUCAGUCUCUGAAACCAUGAAGAGUGAGACUGCCACUUUUGAGUGUCAGACUGACCCAAGAGGAGUUAUCGCAGGGUCAGUGAUCGGAAUCCUCUUACUUGCUUUCCUGGCUUUUCUUGUUGUCUUCAUUUUGCGUCGUAAGCCUGAAUUGCUAAGGCCAAAAUAUUUUGUGGAAUCCCAACUGGACAACGAGAAAUUUAUAGAUGUUCCAAUGGGAAACUUUGAAGCCCACUUCAAUAAAAUGAGUUGUGAUCAGAACAGAGGAUUCAGUGAAGAGUAUGAGGACUUCAGCGCGGUUGGCACAGAGCAGACCUGUAAAGCUGCCCUCAUCUCAGACAAUGAGGUCAAGAACCGCUUCACCAAUGUGUUACCAUAUGACUGGUCUCGCGUGAAACUUUCCACGAUCAAUGAUGAUCACAGUUCUGACUACAUCAAUGCCAGCUACAUGCCUGGCUAUGGCAACAAUGCUAGACAGUAUAUAGCUGCUCAGGGUCCUCUUCCAGCCACAGUGAAUGACUUCUGGAGAAUGAUCUGGGAGCAGAGAACACACACUGUAGUCAUGGUAACCAACUGCAAGGAAGGAGAAAGGGUUAAGUGUGAACAGUACUGGCCCCUGGACUAUACACCCUUUACUUACGGAAAUAUAUUGGUCAGGGUCUCUUUUGAGAAGAAUGAAGUCAACUGGACACUGCGAGAGUUUGUGAUCAAAAAUACAAGCACAUCUGAAGUACGGUCAAUCCAGCACUUCCACUUUACUGCUUGGCCUGACCAUGGAGUUCCAGAUGGGACCACAGCACUGAUCCAGUUCAGAGGGCUUGUCCGCCAGCAUAUAGAAAGCUGUGGUUCGGCUGGGCCCACAGUGGUACACUGCAGUGCAGGUGUAGGUCGCACUGGUACACUAUUAGCCCUUGAUGUGAUGUUGCAGCAGCUGGAGAAGGAGAACAAAGUGGGCCUCGCUGCCUUUGUAUACAAGAUGAGACUGAGUCGUCCUCUCAUGGUGCAGACUGAGUCUCAGUACAUCUUAUUGCACCAGUGCAUCAUGGACUCCCUGAAGCCCAAACUGGGGAAGAUGCAAGAAGAGCCCCUGUAUCAAAAUUGUGACAUGAUGUAUGUCAAUGCCACUGCACUCAAGGAGUUUCAUUCAGCCAACAAAAAUGGAUAGGGAAACACCUUGAUGAAAAUGCCUCACCUUAUCUGUUAGAACAUUCCUUACCCUACAUACAUUUUAUCCAGCGCCACUGUUUUCUGUAGUUUUUUUCUCCACUCAUCCAGUUUUAAUACUACUGUAAAUAAUUUAAAAUAAUGCACUGAAAAUUGUGAUACAGAAUCUUAAUUUUAUUUAAUGUAUGUGACAUUGUGUGUAUUCAAUAUUGUAUUCCAGUCUUGUGACUGCUGCUUAUUACUGUCAAAAGUAUGAUGAAAAGUCUAGAGUACAACUUCAAGUCAAGUUCUUGAAAUCAUUUCUACAUGUGUGAUGUGUGAUGUCAAAAUGUCUCAUAACAAUAGAACAAUAACAAUAAAAACUGUUUUUCUUCAGAA
This is a messenger RNA of Conger conger (European conger), 3293 nucleotides long. Its product is annotated as receptor-type tyrosine-protein phosphatase H-like. The record is from RefSeq and is a predicted model, not a curated record. Lineage: Eukaryota; Metazoa; Chordata; Actinopteri; Anguilliformes; Congridae. Gene Ontology annotation, biological process: protein dephosphorylation; angiogenesis. Gene Ontology annotation, molecular function: cadherin binding; protein tyrosine phosphatase activity. Bases 145 to 2916 code for a protein of 923 amino acids. The transcript has 18 exons.